AUGCUUGCGUUCAUCCUGCUUGUUAGAACCGCUGUUUUCGUAUUUGGAGUACCUGGUAACUGCCUGAUCCUGCGUGUCUACUGGACCAAGGCACGUAAGACCAGCACCAACGUUCUGAUCAUGGCCUUAGCCUGGGCUGAUCUGUCCGUUUGCCUUUCCAUGACUGUCAACAUUGUGGGAUAUGCUCUAGAAUGUGGAGGCAACGGUGGAGACUUUAUAAUUUUCUGGUUGAUGGCGACAGUUGUGAGAAUUGGUGUGGCUGCUUCGCUUGGUAUCACCGCCGUGAUUGCUGUGGAUCGCUAUGACUGCAUAUGCCGGCCACAAAGGCGGUAUUGCACGCCAAGAUGGGCCAAGGUAGCUGUUUUCGGUGUCAUGCUGUUCUCAGUUAUAGUAAAUAUUCCUGGAGGCAUCAACGAAUACCCGCUGUACCCGCCCACGUUAGGCAUAUACAUACUUGAGCCAGUUUCCCAAACUACAGCUGUGUUAAUUGCACUUGUUAUCAUCGUGCUGUGUUACGGGAAAGUUUACGCAGCGAUUUUAAAACACGUAAAAGUCGAAGGCAUCCCCGAACGUACAUUGACGCAAGACGAUCAGAUGCAGGUCGCUUCCAAGAUUGACAAGGACCGAACGAUGCCAUCGACCCAAUCCACUAUGCCAAGGAGAGUUCAACUGAGUGCUAUCCAUAGUCACGCGACCAAAACGGGAAACGGUUCCGAACGCAACAGUAAAUGUUCGGCAAAGCCGACAUCACAUGGUUUGUCUCGAAUCGAUGCUCAUAGUACGCCUAUUGUCGACAACGAAGUGUCGACAGUUAAUUUGCCAAAUUCCAUAUGUACGACUCGUGCAUCUACUUCCAGGCCGGACAUUCCUGAGGUGCCCCAAAAUGCAAAUGGUAAGCUGGUACAUCCUGCUGAGCGUGAUUCCAAAGUUGGCCUGAAAAGCGUUUCCCAAGCAGUUUCAGAGCAAGGCUGUAGUAAGGGCGGGGACACGAACCACCGUGAAGCAACGGACACUGGGAGAAGACACGCCCCUAAAAGGGUGGUAGGUACAGUCCUACAGCGUAAGACAACAAAAAUGCUCUUCAUUACCACUGUGGUGUUCCUGCUGACGUGGCUACCAGAUCUGAUCAGUAAUGCUAUGGAAAUUGCUUAUUUCGCAGGUAGUGACAUAGACCCCGAGAGUACAUUUCGCAUAAUAUUGGACUGGCUGUCUUUCACCAUAUUCAUCAACAAUGCCAUCAAUCCAUUGAUCUACGGACUGGCAAACAAACGAUUCAGGAAAGACUGCAAGGGGGCAUUCCGCAAAAUCAGACGCUAA
Molecule: messenger RNA, 1317 nt
Organism: Patiria miniata (bat star)
Lineage: Eukaryota; Metazoa; Echinodermata; Asteroidea; Valvatida; Asterinidae
Product: histamine H1 receptor-like
Exons: 1
Coding region: 1-1317 (438 amino acids)
Biological process (GO): neuropeptide signaling pathway
Cellular component (GO): membrane
Molecular function (GO): G protein-coupled peptide receptor activity
Source: RefSeq, a predicted model, not a curated record